AGUUUCUCUGGUUCAAGUGUUCAACAUUUGCAGAUAGAUAGUCAUCGCGAAUAUGACCACCGCCACCACUACCUGAUUUCAAAUUGUCCACUUGACGCACCACUAUAUAACCACUCUAACCCUUCACCUUUCUCUCCAUCAGUAUCCCAACCAAGACACACAUAAACUCACUCAAAUGGAGCCUGCAGCUUCAGUUCAAACAACAGCACCUUCCCAAUCUCCCUCCUCAGCAGCAGAGCAUGAGAGAAAACUGAUGCAGUCAUGGGAUGACAUGGUUGAAAAAAGCUUAGGAAACUUCGGCUGGAUGGAGUUCCUGCAAGCAGUGCUUGUUGCUGUUGCAAUGUUCUUCGAUGCACAACAAUCUUUCAUCAGUAUCUACACAGAUAACUACCCAACAUGGCACUGUAACACAAACUCAAACUCAAACACCACCACAUGUUCCUCUACCUCUGACAUCUGCAAAAUCCCAAGAUCUUCUUGGUCAUGGGACUCACACCCUUCCAUGACCAUUAUUUCCCACUGGGGGCUUGAAUGUGCAAGCACCUUCAUCACUGGUUUACCCCAAUCUGCUUUUUUCAUAGGUUGCCUUCUAGGCUCCUCUGUUCUCGCAGCUUUAGCUGAUUCCGCUCUAGGCAGAAAAAACAUGCUUGUUUUCUCUUGUGUGUCUAUGUCAAUCACUUCAAUCCUCAUUAUUUUCUCCCCCAACAUCUGGGUCUACUCUGCUUUGAAAUUCCUAAUCGGUUUCUGGCGUUCCUCCAUUGGAACCUGUGUUCUAGUCCUUCUCACAGAAAAUGUGAGUGCAGAGUGGAGGUUCAGGGUGGGGAUUGUGGAGUAUUUCACCUUUACAAUGGGGUAUAUGUCUCUACCAGGCAUAGCCUAUGUCAACAGAAGCCUCUCAUGGAGAUCUCUGUACCUCUGUACUUCAGUCCCUGCUCUGUUUUACUCUGUUCUCGCUUACUUCUUCAUCACAGAAUCACCCAGAUGGCUUCUGAUGCAGGGUAGAGUCAAAGAAGCCAUGAAAAUCCUCAAAGGGGUUACCUUAUCAGAACACAACGCUAACUUCAUAGAAACCUUGAAACCCAAAGAAAAGGUUUCAAUCUUUCAACUCUACUCUUCAGUAGGUGAGCUUUUCAAGAAACGCUGGGCACUGACAAGAAUGGUGGCGGUGAUGGUGCUAGGAAUCGGUGUCGGCAUGGUGUAUUUUGGGAUGCCAUUAGCGGUGGGGAACUUGGGGUUCAACAUUUACUUGGCUGUUGUGUUCAGUGCAUUGAUGGAGUUUCCUUCUUGCAUAGCCACCUAUUUCUUGGAAAACUACAGAAGAAAGCCAUCGAUUUUUGUUUUCUCCUUGAUGGGUGGGAUUUGCUGUGUGAUGUGUGCUGUUGUUGGUGAUAAAUCACCGGGUGCCAAAGUGGGGCUAGCAAUGGUGUCGUUUUUUGGUGCUUGCACGGCUUACAAUGUUUUCCUCAUCUACAUUAUUGAGUUGUUCCCCACAUGUGUGAGGAACACCACAACCUCAUUGGUGAGACAAGCUAUCACAUUUGGUUGCAUUUUCAGUCCUUUUUUGAUAUCUGCUGGGAGGAGAAACAACAUCUUUUCUUAUGGGGUGUUUGGGAUUGUGAUAAUGUUAUCCAAUUUGACUUUGUUUGGGUUGCCUGAGACUAUGGGGAUUGUGCUUUGUGAUACUAUGAAUCAGCAGGAGAAGAAGGAAACGUAUUUGAGUAAAUCUGAGACAAAGCAAGUUGCUAUGUGUGAGAGUGAGACAAUGGAUCAACAAGAGAAGAUUGGAGACUUGCCCGUGUGAACAAACCAGCUGAGACAGUUUCAUCCCAACUCAAUUUGAUAGAUUUUAUCAUAAAUCAAUGUGAUAGAUUUUAGUAGUGCUCAUUUGAUGUAUCUUGUGUCGGUUACCUACUAAUAAUGUUAAUUGUUGAUUCCAGAUUAAUUUUUGGAGUAA
This is a messenger RNA of Lotus japonicus, 1954 nucleotides long. RefSeq names its product organic cation/carnitine transporter 3-like. Bases 176 to 1801 code for a protein of 541 amino acids. Gene Ontology annotation, cellular component: membrane. NCBI's taxonomy places the organism in Eukaryota, Viridiplantae, Streptophyta, Magnoliopsida, Fabales, Fabaceae. The transcript has a single exon. Gene Ontology annotation, molecular function: transmembrane transporter activity. The record is from RefSeq and is a predicted model, not a curated record. Gene Ontology annotation, biological process: transmembrane transport.